Messenger RNA from Torulaspora delbrueckii, 2064 nucleotides. It is a transcript of the gene SET2, whose product is annotated as histone methyltransferase SET2. Gene Ontology annotation, molecular function: protein binding; histone H3K36 methyltransferase activity. The coding region runs from base 1 to 2064 and encodes 687 amino acids. Gene Ontology annotation, biological process: regulation of DNA-templated transcription. NCBI's taxonomy places the organism in Eukaryota, Fungi, Ascomycota, Saccharomycetes, Saccharomycetales, Saccharomycetaceae. The transcript has a single exon. The record is from RefSeq and is a predicted model, not a curated record. Gene Ontology annotation, cellular component: chromosome; nucleus; chromatin.
AUGACUUCGAGGUCUAUUUCGCCACCAAAGAGUGUCCCUCCAGAACCGGCCCGCAAAAUAUUCGAUACUUUUGAGGAUAAAACGGAAGAGGCGUUGGCCAGUUUUGUCAGCUUAAAUGAAUGUCUUUACGCUUCUAAGAGGCUUGGAAGUGCAAAGAAUAAUGAAUUCAUGGAGUGUGAUUGUUUUGAAGAUUUCAGUGAGGGGGUAAAUAGGGCGUGUGAUGAGGAUUCCGAUUGUAUUAAUAGGCUCACCCUUAUCGAGUGUGUCAAUGGACUUUGUGGAUCUUGCGGUGAUGACUGUCAGAAUCAGCGCUUUCAGAAGAGACAGUAUGCGGAUAUUGCAGUUUUCCAGACCGAGAUGAAGGGAUAUGGGGUCCGGGCAGAGACUGAUAUCGAAGCACAUCAAUUUAUUUAUGAGUAUAUGGGUGAAGUGAUUGAAGAGGAAGAGUUUCGAGAGAGACUUGUAGAGUAUGAUCAGAAGAAGUUAAAGCAUUUUUAUUUCAUGAUGUUACAAAAUGGCGAAUUCAUUGAUGCCACGAUGAAGGGGUCCUUGGCGAGAUUCUGUAAUCAUUCCUGCAAUCCUAACGCAUAUGUGAAUAAGUGGGUGGUUGCCGGAAAGUUGAAGAUGGGUAUCUUUGCAAAUAGAAAGAUUUUGAAGGGUGAAGAGAUUACUUUCGACUACAAUGUGGACAGAUACGGUGCAACCGCACAGAAAUGUUAUUGUGACGAGCCAAAUUGUAUAGGAUUUUUGGGUGGUAAGACACAGACUGAUGCUGCUUCUCUGCUGCCGCAAAAUAUCGCAGAUGCAUUGGGAGUUAGCAGUGCGAUGGAGAAGAAGUGGAUCAAGAUGAAAAAGAGUCAGGGUCUUAAAAUUGAGAAGGCUGUGGAUAACAACUUCAACAUUGAGUUUGUUGAAUCCGUUCAACCGGCCGGUUGUGAAAGCCCGCACGAUGUGACUAAAGUUAUGAGUGUCCUUUUACAGGUAGAUGACCAAUUAAUUGCCCAAAAGUUGUUCAACAGGCUUUAUGAGAUUCAAGACGAGACAUUACAUCAUCAGGUUAUCAAAUUGCAUGGUUAUACAUGUAUGUUGAAAUUGCUGAAAAUGUUUGAAGGUGAUCUUGAAGUGGAAAAGAGGAUAGUUGAUUUCUUGAUAGCGUUACCAAAGACUACGAAAAAUGGUAUCACUUCAUCUCAAAUCGAUAAAGAGAUAUUGCGUUUGCAGGACAAGCAGAAGCCGUUGGCUGAGGAAUGUGAAAAGCUACUGGCAAAAUGGAACGAUUUCGAGACUUACAAGCGUAUAGAUAAGAAAGAUAUCAAAGAAGCAUCUAAUCGGAAAGUUGAUUUACGAAGGAUAAGGUUACCACCCGGAUGGGAAGUUGUCCAUGAAAAUGGUAAACCGAUGUACUAUAACGCGCAAAAGAAAACAAAACUGCAUACACCUCCUACAGGGUCCUCCAAGACCUUUAAUGAGAAGCCCUACUCAAAGUGGGAUGGUCCUACGAGAAGAAAUGGUGUAAAUGGAACCAAGAGGCCACGACUUGACGAUGAAGAAUAUGAGAGGCAUAAGCAGAAAAGAAUGGAUAUGGAGAAGGAAGCGAUUGAAAAGGUGAAGGAGGAAGAGCUUCGUGCUUUGAAAGAUAAGCUAGAGAUGGAGAAUCAAAAGAAGAAUGAUUUAAUGAAGAUAAUCGAAGAGGCCAAUAGACAAAGAGAACUGGAAAGGGAAGAAUCAAGAAAGGCGGAGAAGGAAAAGGAAGAUAGAAAGUUAAAGAAGAAGAAGCAAAGUCAAACGAAUCAUGUGGAGCACAAAUGGAAUAAAUUUUUUGCCUCAUUAGUUCCAAAUCUCUUACGAAAGUAUGAACAUGACAAACAAAUAUCACACGACAGCGCCAAACAAUGUGCUAGAGAUAUCGUCAAGAUUCUAACUUCGAAGGAAUUAAAAAAAGAUGUGACAAGAUCGCCUCCCGAUGAACCUACGAAGGAAAAGCGUGCCAAGGUUAAGCAAUUCACACAAUCAUACAUGGAAAAAAUCCUUCAGAAGAAGAAGAGUCGAAGUCACAAGCAUUAG